Adineta ricciae is the source of this 1329-nucleotide messenger RNA. NCBI's taxonomy places the organism in Eukaryota, Metazoa, Rotifera, Eurotatoria, Adinetida, Adinetidae. The record is from the annotation of a GenBank genome assembly.
AUGCUGCUUCGAUCCUUUCACACACCUUCGAAACAAAUUAUUCGAGCUGCAUCAACAAAUCAAAAAUCCAUUGGUGAAUUUUUCUCUCAGCAUCUAUCAUUUCCGUUUCUUCAGUACAAAGAACAUCUUCAUGUUGCCCAUGCUGAAAAACAAUUCAUUUAUGAUACAGCUGGAAAACGUUAUUUAGAUUUCUUUGCUGGAAUUGUGACUGUUGGCGUUGGCCAUUGUCACCCAAAAUUGAUUGAAGCAGCCAAUAAGCAAAUGAAUAAAUACUGGCACUUAUCAACAUAUUAUUUACAAGAUACUGUCAAAGAUUAUGCAACAAAACUAUUAGAACAUUUCAAAGAUGACCCACAGUUAUCAGUUUGUUUGUUUGUAAAUAGUGGUUCUGAAGCAAACGAUCUUGCACUACAUUUAGCAAGAGAGUAUACGAAACAACAUGAAGUAAUAUCACUCAGAAAUUCUUAUCAUGGUGUUGUUCAAUCAACGUUAGGUUUAACAAAUAUUACUGGAUUUAAACGGCCAUAUGUUCCUGGAAGUCGAGUAGCAAUGAAUCCUGAUCCAUACCGUGGUAUUUGGGGUGGUCGUUAUUGUCGUGAUUCACCUAUUCAAACGAAUCGUUCAUGCAACUGUUCGCAAGAUCAUUGUCAAGCAUCGGAUCGAUAUGUUGAGCAACUGGAGGAAUUAUUGAAUUAUGAAGUGUCGAAAAAGAAAGUUGCUGGCAUGUGGAUUGAAUCAAUUCAAGGCUAUGGUGGUACAGUGCAAUUUCCUAAAGGUUAUGUUAAACGAGCCACGGAACUUGUACAACAAAAUGGUGGUUUAUAUGUUGCUGACGAAGUGCAAAGUGGAUUCGGUCGAACAGGAACACAUUUUUGGGGUUAUCAAGCACACGGUGCAAAACCUGAUAUAGUGGUCAUGGCCAAAGCAAUUGCAAACGGUUUUCCAUUUGCAGCCAUUGUUACUCGACCUGAAAUAGCCAAAGCGGUUGGCACAUAUUUUAACACAUACGGCGGAAAUCCGAUUGGAUGUGCUGUGGCGUCGGCCGUGCUCGAUGUUAUCAGAGAAGAAAAGUUACAAGAGAAUACUCAUCAAGUAGGCACGCACUUGUUGAAACGUUUGGCUAAAUUACGUGACCAGUUACCCGAUGCAGUUGGUGAUGUUCGAGGCAAAGGCUUCCUAAUCGGAAUGGAAAUGGUUAUGGAUAAGGAAACGCGUAAAGGUGGCAACUUCGGAAGUGUAUUUCGUAUUACACCGCCCAUGUGCAUUACGAAAGAAGAUGCAGAUUUUGCUGUUGACGUUCUCGAAGAUGCUAUCCGAAAAGAACUCUAA